GCCAACAACUCCUCUCCUCCGAAAACCAACAAAAAGACAAACAAAACAAAACAAUCAAACAAAAACCGAUACCCCUUUUUCCUUCAACAAAGAACUUUCCUUCCUCAUUUCAUUCAUUUCUUAGAACAAAAUUAAAUAAAAUGGGUAAUCGUUUUAUAUGCAUGACAAAAAAAGAGUCCAAAGAUGUUGUUGGAUCAAGAAGCAAGAGAAUGAAUAGUAGUAGUAGUAGAUCACAGAGGAAAUUAGUAACUGAAGAAGAAUUGCAUCUUCAAGCAUUAUCUAUGGCACUUCAACAACAUCAAUUGUCUCAAAGGUUUGAAGGUUCUAUGUCUAGAAGAAUUGGUGCUUCAACUAGCUCUAGAAGACGCACUUUACCUGAAUCUCUCUCACUCAACAAACAGGAUCCAGAAUUUCUGGUGAACAUUAAAACAAAGAAGUUUGUCUUGAUCCAUGGAGAAGGUUUCGGAGCAUGGUGUUGGUACAAGACUGUUGCCCUUCUAGAAGAAGUAGGACUGCAGCCUGUUGCCUUAGAUCUUACAGGAUCUGGAAUUGAUCUCACAGAUAGCAAUACUGUCACUACAUUAGCAGAAUAUUCAAAACCUUUAACUGAUUAUCUUGAAAACCUUCCCGAGGACGAAAAGGUUAUUCUUGUUGGUCAUAGCAUUGGUGGUGCUUGCAUUUCUUAUGCAUUGGAACACUAUCUACAUAAGAUCUCAAAAGCGAUUUUCCUUUGUGCUACAAUGAUGACCGAUGGCCAAAGGCCCUUUGAUGUUUUUGCUGAUCAGCUAGGAUCUGCUGAACAGUUUAUGCAAGAAUCAAAGUUUCUGAUCCAUGCUAAUGGUAAAGAAAAGCCCCCAACAGGAUUUAUGUUUGAGAAAGAGCAGAUGAAAGGCUUGUAUUUUAACCAAUCCCCGACAAAGGAUGUUGCUUUAGCCAUGGUUUCAAUGAGACAUAGCCCUAUCGGUCCAAUCAUGGAGAAGCUGUGUUUAUCUCCAGACAAAUAUGGCACUGCUCGCCGUUUCUACAUUCAAACGCUGGAUGAUCGCGCUCUCUCACCUGAUGUCCAAGAGAAGCUAGUAAGGGAAAAUCCACCUGAAGGAGUUUUCAAAAUCAAAGGCAGUGACCACUGUCCAUUCUUCUCCAAGCCACAAUCUCUCCACAAAAUUUUAGUGGAAAUAGCUCAAAUUCCGUAGCUUAAUGAUCAACAUUAUUUGUUUCAUUUAUUUUACUUUCAUUUUUCAUAUAAUCUUGAAAUAUAAUAGAGGAAGAGCAUGAUAUUAUUUAUUGCCUUUGAGACAAUGUAGUAUUCAACUAUUAAGAAAGAGACUUGUGUAAGCUUUUGUUUUGUUUUUGGUUCAUAUGUAUAGUAUAGUCAUAUUAACUUUUGUUUUUUCA
This is a messenger RNA of Cicer arietinum (chickpea), 1395 nucleotides long. Its product is annotated as putative methylesterase 12, chloroplastic. NCBI's taxonomy places the organism in Eukaryota, Viridiplantae, Streptophyta, Magnoliopsida, Fabales, Fabaceae. The record is from RefSeq and is a predicted model, not a curated record. Gene Ontology annotation, biological process: jasmonic acid metabolic process; salicylic acid metabolic process. Gene Ontology annotation, molecular function: methyl salicylate esterase activity; methyl jasmonate esterase activity; methyl indole-3-acetate esterase activity.